GCCGGAGCCACGCGCCGGUCCCUGGACGACCUGUCGGCGCCGCCCCACCACCGCAGCAUCCCCAACGGCCUGCACGAUCCCUCGUCCACCUACAUCAGGCAGUUGGAGACCAAGGUGAAAUUGCUGGAAGGUGACAAGCUCCUCACGCAGCAGGCGGGCUCGGGAGAGUUCCGGACACUGCGGAAAGGCUUCUCGCCAUACCACUCGGAGUCCCAGCUCGCGUCCCUGCCACCCUCCUACCAGGACUCCCUGCAGAAUGGCCCAGCCUGCCCUGUGGCUGAGCUGCCCUCGCCCCCCUCUGCUGGCUACAGCUCUGUGGGACAGAAGCCUGAGGCUGUUGUGCAUGCCAUGAAGGUCCUGGAGGUACAUGAGAACCUGGACCGGCAGCUCCAGGACAGCUGCGAGGAGGACCUGAGUGAGAAGGAGAAGGCCAUCGUCCGUGAGAUGUGCAACGUGGUCUGGAGAAAAUUGGGAGAUGCUGCCAGUUCCAAGCCCUCCAUCCGGCAGCACCUGUCUGGUAACCAGUUCAAGGGGCCUUUGUAGGGCCAUUCUUCUGUGGACAUGCACUGGCUCUGCCUAGGGGCCCCAGGGGAGCAUCAGGCCCCAGGACCUCCGGCUGAGCCAGUCUCCC
This is a messenger RNA of Galeopterus variegatus (Sunda flying lemur), 631 nucleotides long. RefSeq names its product coiled-coil domain containing 85C (gene CCDC85C). The record is from RefSeq and is a predicted model, not a curated record. NCBI's taxonomy places the organism in Eukaryota, Metazoa, Chordata, Mammalia, Dermoptera, Cynocephalidae. The annotation marks the transcript as partial. Gene Ontology annotation, cellular component: apical junction complex. The transcript is spliced from 6 exons.